Molecule: messenger RNA, 4775 nt
Organism: Amoebophrya sp. A25
Lineage: Eukaryota; Dinophyceae; Syndiniales; Amoebophryaceae
Source: the annotation of a GenBank genome assembly
AUGAAAGAAAUAAAUUAUGGCACAAGAAGCCAGACUGAGCGGGAACAAAUUUUGUCAAGAAAGGUCUUUUGAGUUCUUCUCAUUUCUGCUGAAAAGCGCCAAGCUGCUGAAUACGAAUGGAAUGUUCUUAUCAUUCGUAGAAAUUUUUUUUCAUCUAAGAACAUUCCAUUCGUAUUCAGCAGAAAUGAGAAGAAUUUUCCAGCAGCUUUUUCAUCUGAUCUCGACCUAAGAAUUUUUACUUCACAGUAGUAAGGAAGAUCAGAUUUUCAACCUUCUGCAUUUACUUGGUACUGUGUCUAAGAAAGGGCAACAAGGGCAAUGGCAAAGGCGGUUCGAGAGGCGUCGAAAAAGGUACGGGAAGCGGAGAAGGUUCAAAUAGGCACGUUAUGGAAAGAAGUCUAGACUAUGCAGAAGUGUCUUGAUUGGUUUUCGGAAGGCGAGGAACAACAUAUGAAACGCCGGUUCAUCUGUUGCAGAAGCUGCAACUAAGUUGGAAUAAAAACAGGGAUGGACCUAUAAUCUUGAACUUCCCACUGAGCAAAGAACCCUUGUCUCUAAGACUGGAGGAACAAGCACUAACAGGGACAUCAUUUGCAACAGUGUUCCCCCAAGAGAUUGGUCAGGGCCAAAAAGCGAUAAUUCCAAGCGCUUUUAUCCCAACAAUGGUGGAACUACCACGUCAAGAUGGAACGGCGCUAAUGGUACUAGAGUCGUUGUAUUGCUAGUUUUAGGUUGUCUAAUAGAGGAGAUGAUCUAACUAUCGUCACCUUAAGUUUAAUGCAACACGUUUUUGGAAAAAUAUCUUCCGUAAAUAUAAGUCUGCUAGAUACAGAAGAUUGAUUGGAUCUCGCCAUCACGUUGCAUGGUGAGAUCCAAUCUUUUGUAGUCUAUUCGUUUAUACUCUAUUAAACCCCAUGUGCCAUCGUUCAUUCUCUGACAACGGUCACUCUUCUACUUCAACUGUUGCCUCUUGUUUUUCAGAUCGUUCAUUCUCUGACAACGGUCACUCUUCUACUUCAACUGUUGCCUCUUGUUUUUCAGAUCGUUCAAGUGCAGCAGACGAGGAGGACGCGGAUACGAUUCAAAGAGAGCGCUGCUACAAGAUAGAAGAGUACAAGAGACGCUCUAGCGGUUACAAGAACGAUGGCACCAGGGAAAUGAUAGAACGACCAGGGAACAAUGGUUCCGGUAUUAACAACAAGUCCUAUUACGGCACCUUCUGGUCAACGUAUGAAUAUGUACGUAUCACUAUCACUUCUGACGAGAUCAAGGAGAUUUUUAUUUUUACCUUGAGUUGAGGCGAAGGAAAUUUUUAUUUUUACCUUGUUCUUGCUAGAACAGGCGAACUAGAGCUGGUGCGAGCACCUACCUCCCCCAGUCUCCUUUCGCCAUUCGGAGCUGGGAGGUGGGACGCCAGGGGCAGAAGCAUCCUGUGUAUAGCUAAAUUAACAGCUAAUUUACUUUCUCUUCUUUUAACCUCGCCUCUUCUUCUUCGCUGAACGAGUGUUGAGCGUGAGAGAGCACAAUACAGCUGUAGCCCGCGACCUCUUGGUGCUGUACUUGCUCAAAGAUCAGGGACAACGACGGACAACAUCUCUCAUUUAUAUUUUACCUUGUUCGUCUUCGUUGGUUUACUUUCUUCAUCCAGAACUUGGAAAAGAAGUUCUCAUCUCUAAUCUUACUUACCUUCUCCGCGGGAAAGGGAUGGCGGAGGUUCCCGGUGCACACCACAUCAUGGAACUUCAAGAACGCCGCGUCAUCAGGAUCAAGGUAGAGGUGUCUCUACUAAGGCCGUAGAUAAUUCAUCUUUUUGGGUAUCCUUGAUGUAUCUUUUUGGUUAUCCUAGAUAAUUCAUCUUUUUGGGUAAAGUACGUGCUAACAGACACUAUUCUCGUGCUUUACUUCUAUACUCUUCAAGGAUGCAGUAGAAAGAUGAAUUACGGAGAGCGCUAACUCUACUAGUACGAAAGACUAUCAAAGAGACUAUCAGCCACCAAGAAGUUCUAAUGCCAAAGAUUACAACAAUUCAAGAGACUACAAUCAAUCUACAGGGACACGUGCUGGUAACACAACUACAAGGUGGGAAUGGGAUGAUACAACUAGUAGCGGGAAUUGUACUAGUUCUAAGGGUAAUAUUCAGGACAAGACAUCACCAAGUGCGAAGACUUCUGCUAGGGAGAACAUCAAUUACGACUACGCAGCUAGAGGUGAUACAACGAAUAGAAGUUGUAAGGACCCAAUCAAGACGACAGGUGGUAGCAGGGAGACAAGGAGUGGAGGAGGUAGUGCUACAACGUCAGCAGGGACAUCGUCGUCAGGUAGUGCGGACCAGGGAACUUCAACAUCUCGGAACAUCAAUCGAAGUGACGAGCCGCCUAGAAAGUGGAACAGUCGUGUUGUCACGAUACCUUUGGUAACGUCUAGCACUUCCUCGUCGACUGGUGCCACUUGUUCUAGUGCAAAAGCUGGAGGUAAUUAUGCGACUUCUAGUGCAAAAGUUGUGAAUGAAAGGAGAAUUGGCGACCAGCAAACUAGAAGUGGUCCUACUAGUACCUCUACUAGUUGUACCAAUAAAGUAGUAACAAGAGAGCUGCCUGCUGGUCAUCCUAAAGCAGGCAGUGGCGUCGUUGCUACGACGAGUUACAAAAGACGUUCCGUGUCGCCAGAUAGUGAUGAUAAAAACGCAAAGAACUACAAGAACGAAGGCAAAGGUACCCUCCAGAAUAUUCGUUCUGGUACCCUCCAGGUAGGCGCAACAUCUUCAUCCAUGCUAGUAGUCGAAGGGCAAGACCAAGAGUCCACACCAGUUACAUCGUCGAGGCCGACAAAGAUAGCGAAGCAUUCGGCGACUCAGUCUAGUAUUCGAAGAGUCGAACGCGCACGCGCUGUUAGUACUGAGUUUCCUUUCAUAUCAGAACAAGACCGAACAAAAGAGCAAAAAGACUACAGGAUGAAUUACCUCGACAACUCUAAAAAUACAAAUGUUAAGGCCUCACUUAAUAUCCAUCUUUUAGCUUACCUGCAAACUGUUUCCAAGCAGAAAAAUGGACACAGAUGAGGGAAAAAAUGGAUUGUAGUGAGUUUUAAAAAUAGUAGCACAAGAACGAAGAACGAACAUGUUACCUCCAGAACGGAGGCUCUUUCAAACGUGAUGAAGUCCGCCCAUGCUUUGACGUCUCCCAACGUGAAAAUCCUAGAUAGAAAUGUGCAAAACCGAACCGAGCACAGCAGAUCGGCUUGUUCGGUUCUGAGCACUUCAGCGGAACCUGGGAUGUUAUGGAGCUUGUAACUUUUGAUUUUUGGUAGUAACUCGGUAGAACUAGGUAGUUAAAUAUCUAUAUCAAUCAACCAUGUAACACAAAUAUCAAAUCAAUUCACAUCUUCAUGCUGCCGAAUAUUAGAUUCGAAUCAUCAAGCAUCGAUCAACUAUACUAGACUCUAAACAACGACCAUGUGAGUGUGCGUGCUUUUGGUGGCAACAAACAGAACAACAACAAUACUUCUGUAGAAGAACAAGCUGCCGCUGGAGACCACGGUGGUCAGAAGGAGCCGAAGAAAGAACUGGACGUUCUCUUCAUUAUUCUCAUGACACGUUCGUUGAUGCUACUUACUGUUGAUACCGUUAUUUCGAUCUUCAUUUUAGACUCUAGUAAGUUCUUCUAAGGAAAGUCAAACUCCUUACGGGAUUACCACGCUCCUUGUGGUCUGCUGCGUUAUCUUGGAAGUUCUUGUACCCGCGUGGUAAACAACGCGGUCCAGCUGCUUGAUAAAGAUUUUACUAUCUUGAUAAAGAUUUUAGAUUCAGCUUCAUUUUUUUCCUUCUAUCUAUCAAAAAUUUCUUAGGCCUCGGAUGUCGACGAACUGCUACGAAAGAACAUUAUGGCCCCUGUAGAGUACGCACGUGCUGUUGGGAAGCUAAGCGACGUGGCGGUUUCGCGGAUUAAUGAAAUUCUGCUGUCGGAAUUUGCGAUACCGAAGUCGUGAGGGAGAUAGAAGUAAUGAAAACGGUCGAGGAAGAUCGGGUUUUUCCUAUAUCGGAAAGCUUGUGCAAGAACUACCGAAACGGCGCGUUGGGUUUUUCUUGUUAGAACACGACCGAAGCGGUCGACCUCGAGGACAUUGUCAUGUCUAGAUUUCCAUUUUUUUCUUGCCCCUACGACAUGGGAGUCCUGGUCGAGGCCGAGCAGUAAGGACAUGGUCGAGGCCGAGCACUUAGAACGUUUGCUCGAAGAUUCCCUGUGCGUGCCAAGAGCAUGACCAUAACUAGUGACGCCUGUCAGAGUACAAGUACGCUUGUUAUAUCGCAGGUAUUAUACCUACAAAUACAAUUUGAAUCUUCAUAUCGCAGGUGGAAUACGAAUAAGUAGUUCGACGUAGAUGCUGUGCUCGUGCCCCGACUGUCAGCGUGUAUGUGUAAAAAGGUUUCAAGAAGCGUGUUUCAUGGAAGUUGAGUUUUGCGUAAGUCUAUUUUUUUCUGUCGUAAUUUUUCAAGGGAACAACAGGUAUGCAGGUGGUGGCUGGAGGGUCCGCGAAGAGGACGCUGGGCCAGCCACAGCCUAAAGCUCUUUGAUUUCGUGAUUUGGGGGGUUGCCGCACCAGAGAAUUAUGGCGAGUCAUUCACAUCUUCCAACUGAUUAGUGACCCAAAUAAUCCCAACUUUUUAUCAACGCAACUCGAAUAAAUCGACUGUUACAUGAAAUAUAGCGCACGACCCGAAGAAUGCCACGGCCAGGAAGUUGGUAGCUUUAUUGAUCAUGCGGAGUUUUCCAAAACAC